This is a messenger RNA of Phyllostomus hastatus (greater spear-nosed bat), 3138 nucleotides long. RefSeq names its product nuclear receptor subfamily 2 group E member 1 (gene NR2E1). The transcript is spliced from 10 exons. NCBI's taxonomy places the organism in Eukaryota, Metazoa, Chordata, Mammalia, Chiroptera, Phyllostomidae. The record is from RefSeq and is a predicted model, not a curated record. Bases 707 to 1963 code for a protein of 418 amino acids. Gene Ontology annotation, molecular function: zinc ion binding; RNA polymerase II cis-regulatory region sequence-specific DNA binding; nuclear receptor activity. Gene Ontology annotation, biological process: negative regulation of transcription by RNA polymerase II; cell differentiation; anatomical structure development.
AUUACAGCGGACCCAGCCCGCCGCGACGAGCACAAAGUCACGGGGUAAUGAACUUCGGGGACCCUAUGCCGCUGAGAGAGCGGCUCUCCCGGGAAAUCAGGACCUGGCCGCCUGUUCCUUCGGAAGACUUCCCGGCAAUCUAGUUUUCCCACAACGCGCUCGGGUUUGGGCAGCGCCGAGCCCAUCUGCCUGAGACUGCGGUUGUGUUUUCCUUCUUUCUUUAGAAGACCAGCGGUCUGUAGAGAUCUGUCCACACUCUUCAUGCUUAAUGUAGAGGGAGAAACUGAAGACUGAGAGACAGGAAUGGGGAAAGAGAGGGAUUUUGCCAUUCUUGCUCCGUAGGAAGACCAUUUCCGUGUCUCCAUCUCUGUCCUUCAAUACCCCUCUCUUGUUCUCCCUUCUUUCGGUCUGCUUGUCCGCCUCUCCAUUUGUUUGUUCAUGCGUGUGUCCCUAUCAAGCAACAUUCCCAGCAGCUGCAGUUUUGCAAGAGCCGGGAAGAAACUUAAGGAUGCUUAAAUUUCCACUGUGGAACGAAUUCUGAGCUCCCGGGGAGCAGCGCAGAGCGCGAUCGACAUCCACCUGUCCAGCCCGGGAGCCUCGCAGGCUGGAGGGCGGCUGGAGAGUGGCGGAGCCCGGCGGCGAGGCGGACGCUGCCGGCCGGGACUCGAGCAGCGCCCACCAACCGCUCCGCCCGGGGACCGCAAGCAUGAGCAAGCCGGCCGGAUCAACAAGCCGCAUUUUAGAUAUCCCCUGUAAAGUGUGUGGCGACCGCAGCUCCGGGAAACACUACGGGGUCUACGCCUGCGACGGCUGCUCGGGUUUUUUCAAACGGAGUAUCCGAAGGAAUAGGACGUAUGUCUGCAAAUCUGGAAACCAGGGAGGCUGCCCGGUGGACAAGACGCACAGAAACCAGUGCAGGGCGUGUCGGCUCAAGAAGUGUUUGGAAGUCAACAUGAACAAAGAUGCUGUGCAGCAUGAACGGGGACCUCGGACGUCCACCAUCCGCAAGCAGGUGGCCCUCUACUUCCGUGGACACAAGGAAGAGAAUGGGGCAGCCGCACACUUCCCUUCUGCAGCGCUGCCCGCGCCGGCCUUCUUCACCACAGUCACGCAACUGGAGCCACAUGGCCUCGAGCUGGCCACGGUGUCCACCACCCCGGAAAGGCAGACCCUUGUGAGCCUGGCUCAGCCCACGCCCAAGCAUGGAUUUACUCCAGGACUGAGCCUCUACUGGCAGGGCCGGAGCCAGAACCACCUAAAAAAGCUGCCACCUAGGGACUACCCUUCAGGCUUCCAGCUGUACCCCCAUGAAGUAAAUGGGACCCCAAUGUAUCUCUAUGAAGUGGCCACAGAGUCAGUGUGUGAAUCAGCUGCCAGGCUUCUGUUUAUGAGUAUCAAGUGGGCUAAGAGUGUACCAGCUUUCUCCACCCUGUCUUUGCAAGACCAGCUGAUGCUUUUGGAAGAUGCUUGGAGAGAACUGUUUGUUCUAGGAAUAGCACAAUGGGCCAUUCCGGUUGAUGCUAACACUCUACUGGCUGUAUCUGGCAUGAAUGGUGACAACACAGAUUCCCAGAAGCUGAACAAGAUUAUAUCUGAAAUACAGGCUUUACAAGAGGUGGUGGCUCGGUUUAGGCAACUCCGGCUAGAUGCUACCGAAUUUGCCUGUCUAAAAUGCAUCGUCACUUUCAAAGCUGUUCCUACACACAGUGGUUCUGAACUGCGAAGUUUCCGGAAUGCUGCUGCCAUUGCAGCUCUUCAAGACGAGGCUCAGCUAACUCUCAACAGCUACAUCCACACCAGAUAUCCCACUCAGCCCUGUCGCUUUGGAAAACUUCUGCUGCUUUUGCCAGCUUUGCGUUCCAUUAGCCCAUCAACCAUAGAAGAAGUGUUUUUCAAAAAGACCAUCGGCAACGUGCCAAUUACAAGACUGCUUUCAGAUAUGUACAAAUCCAGUGAUAUCUAAGCCCUUCAAGUCCCUACUGUUCUGUAUGGGACAGUCCCCAUGGAGGACAAGCCUCAACUAACAAACCCUUCAGGAAACAUACAUCUGGGGAUGUGGAGCCUUCAGGAAAAAAAAGUCCAUUGACACAAAACAGUUCCAGGAGCUUUGACCUGCUGCCUCACCUAGGGUAGGGCAGCCUGAAAGGAAAGGGGGUAUAACAGGACCACCUGAGCAGAUAACGUGCUGCUGCUGUGCCCUGGGAGGGGACCAAAUUGAGGGUUGCCGUGGGCCAUGCCACUCUGCCUCUCACCUGGAAGAUCUCUCUGAACAUCAUAUGCUGAAACACAAGUAGAACUUUCUUUUCCUUUUUAGCACAUAAAGUUGGGUAACCAAAUACAGCUCUGUGCGUAACACCAUGCAGCAGCCCUUAGAACCAUCUUAUGGUGGAGACUUCAUUUUAAAAACAAUGGUUAGGUUGAAAAUCAAACGUUUUAUCAAAAGUUUCCAUUCUAUUGUAAUGCAUCAUUAAGUGACCUUCAGAACUGAGUUAAUAAGUGAAAGGUAGCUUAUGCCUUGAGAUUGGCUUUUUCGCUUUUUCCUUUCUCCUUUCUUUCGUUCUUCUUUUAAUACCGUAGGCCAGGCAACCUUGUCAGAAGAAUUGGUGGAUGAAAGUGAAAUUCUCACCAGGACUUCAGGUUGGAUAACAUCUCAAAAAUAGAAGAGCUUUACUAAAAGAACAGAAGGUGAGGGAGGAAGAAUAAAAACAGCAAAACCAAAUAAAGUAGAGGUGAGCGACUGAGUGAGGCAGGUUGCUGUCCCAUUGAAACAGUGCUGAAACCAAAGGCAGUGAGGGUCCAAGCUGAUGUUUCAGUGAGUCACACCACCCAGGAAACGAACACAGACGUGAUGCCGAAGGGACCUCAAGGAGGUGAGCACUACGCGGUUGCUCAGCUGAUCUACUGCUAACAGCCUGAGACUCUUAAAUGCCUUUCAGAACACUGGUUUCUAGUAAAGCCUUGACUGUGUGCAUUGUACACACACACCCCAUGCUACAUUACACGCUGCUCCUUUGGUAUGAACCUAUACUUAUGGAAAUGUAGAAACAAACAUUUUAAAAUAGCUGCUGUACUUUUCACAUUUUGAUUUAGUAGGUUCUAGCACUGAGGAAAAAUAUUCAGCACUUGAACUAUCAUAGG